GAUCAGAAUUUCCCCUUUAUUUCAAGAUUUUAAUAUUGAAAAAUCAAACAGAAAAACCAAUAUAUAUAAAUAGGCAAGAUCCAACUAAUUGUCAUAUUAAUACAUAAACUGAAGCAAAGCAGAAAGCAAGAAGAAGCUGCAGCCUCGCUACCGGUCGAUUUAGUGUGUAGUCAUGGCGAGGAAGAUGCUAGUUGAUGGUGAGCUGAGCAAACCAAAUGAAGAGGAGGCCCACUAUGACUUCGACUUGUUUGUUAUUGGGGCUGGAAGCGGUGGUGUUCGUGCCUCCAGAUUUGCAGCUAAUUUCGGAGCUAAGGUUGCCAUAUGUGAGCUUCCAUUUCAUCCCAUCAGUUCUGAAGUGAUUGGAGGAGUUGGUGGAACAUGUGUCAUUCGUGGUUGUGUUCCCAAAAAGAUUUUGGUGUAUGGAGCAUCUUUUGGAGGUGAAAUUCAGGAUGCCAAGAAUUAUGGGUGGGAAGUGAGUGACAAAGUUGAUUUCAACUGGAAGAAACUUUUGCAGAAAAAGACGGAUGAAAUAGUUCGAUUAAAUGGCAUAUACAAGCGUUUAUUGUCGAAUGCUGGGGUUAAAUUGUUUGAAGGAGAGGGUAAGCUGGUUGGUCCCAAUGAAGUUGAGGUGACCCAGCUAGAUGGCACUAAAUUGAGCUAUUCAGCAAAGCACAUAUUGAUUGCAACUGGCAGUAGGGCUCAUCGACCUGGUAUUCCUGGUGAGGAAUUGGGUAUAACAUCUGACGAAGCAUUGAGUUUGGAGGAGUUGCCUAAACGCGCCGUGGUGCUAGGGGGAGGAUAUAUAGCGGUCGAGUUUGCCUCAAUAUGGCGUGGGAUGGGCGCUUCUGUGGAUCUUUUCUUCAGAAAGGAACUUCCAUUGAGAGGUUUUGAUGAUGAAAUGAGGGCAGUUGUUGCAAGGAAUCUGGAAGGUAGGGGAAUUAAUUUACACCCACAAACAAAUCUGACAGAGUUGAUAAAAACAGAUGAUGGCAUAAAAGUUAUCACAGAUCAUGGUGAAGAGCUGAUAGCGGAUGUUGUGCUGUUCGCCACUGGUCGGGCUCCCAAUACAAAGAGGUUGAAUUUGGAAGCCGUGGGUGUGGAACUUGAUCAAACAGGAGCUGUAAAGGUGGACGAGUAUUCAUGUACCAAUGUUCCUAGUAUAUGGGCUGUUGGUGAUGUUACAAACCGGGCUAACCUUACCCCUGUUGCUCUAAUGGAGGGAACAUGCUUUGCAAAAACAGUUUUUGGUGGGCAACCUAGCAAACCGGAUUACAGAGAUAUACCUUGUGCAGUUUUUAGCAUACCACCUCUAUCUGUGGUGGGACUUAAUGAAGAACAGGCAGUAGAACAAGCCAACGGUGAUUUAUUAGUUUUCACAUCAACCUUCAAUCCAAUGAAGAACACUGUAUCCGGACGGCAAGAAAAGUCGGUUAUGAAGCUUGUUGUUGAUGCUGAGACGGAUAAGGUUCUAGGAGCAUCCAUGUGUGGGCCAGAUUCACCUGAGAUUAUGCAGGGCAUUGCUAUUGCACUGAAAUGUGGAGCAACCAAGGCACAAUUUGACAGUACAGUAGGAAUACACCCUUCUGCUGCAGAGGAAUUUGUGACCAUGCGUUCAGUGACAAGGCGUGUUUCUGCGCGUGGCAAACCAAAGACAAAUCUGUAAGGGCGCAAACAUUAGGAUGAAAGAGGAAUAGUAUACAAGAUCUGGAGGAGACAGUCCUGUACUCCCAAGCUUAGGUAGUCCUUUCAAAUUGGCUAUUGGAAUGUAGACAAUUGGAAAUUGAAAAUGGUUGGAUUUUGUCCCAAUAAAAGUUUUUAACAUUUCUGAAUAGAGCAAGAUAUGUUCUAAUGAUUCUUGAAGAUACAGCUUCUUUCAUUUCUCUGGCUUCAUGUGAUGCGAAUUCAUGUAGGCCAUGUUUGAUUACAUGAUAUGAUAUCUGUAUUAGUUUUGUGAUUUUAUAUUCUCUGCUGCUGCUAUAUAUGAAAUAAAGCCUCUAUUUUACU
This is a messenger RNA of Rosa chinensis, 2004 nucleotides long. Its product is annotated as glutathione reductase, chloroplastic. The transcript has 17 exons. The record is from RefSeq and is a predicted model, not a curated record. Gene Ontology annotation, cellular component: mitochondrion; cytosol. Lineage: Eukaryota; Viridiplantae; Streptophyta; Magnoliopsida; Rosales; Rosaceae. Gene Ontology annotation, molecular function: flavin adenine dinucleotide binding; NADP binding; glutathione-disulfide reductase (NADPH) activity. The coding region runs from base 173 to 1663 and encodes 496 amino acids. Gene Ontology annotation, biological process: glutathione metabolic process; cell redox homeostasis; cellular response to oxidative stress.